Ziziphus jujuba (common jujube) is the source of this 6220-nucleotide messenger RNA. RefSeq lists its product as uncharacterized. Gene Ontology annotation, cellular component: cytoplasm. Gene Ontology annotation, biological process: chromatin remodeling. The transcript is spliced from 21 exons. NCBI's taxonomy places the organism in Eukaryota, Viridiplantae, Streptophyta, Magnoliopsida, Rosales, Rhamnaceae. Bases 108 to 4277 code for a protein of 1389 amino acids. The record is from RefSeq and is a predicted model, not a curated record.
UAAAAAGGCCUUAAAUAUAAAAUUGGAGGAGAAAUUUGGGUUACUGGAACAAUCUCUGUAAUUCGCGGUUUCUGGGUUCAGUUUCUCUCGUCUCUCACCCUCUAACAAUGGUGCGAAUCGGUGAUUACGCAGAAGCAGCAAUGGUAGUAUCAGAAGACGAAGAAGAAGAACAAAUAAGAAGAAGAAGAAGCGAAGUAUUCGAACAACUAAAACCUUACUGCUUAGAGCUUCUGGAGCUUCACCAAAACCCAAAAAAGCAUUCCUCUGCACUCCCUUCUCUGCUUCAGCUCCUUCGUCAAUCUCCUCCUCAUACUCUCCAACCCUUUUUCGACUAUACAUUGUUCCCGUUAUUGCUUAUAUUAGAUGCCACAGUUGAAUGUAGAACCCCGGAGAAAGUUGAUUCUGAAGGGAACGUGGAGAUGACUAAUGCUCUAAAAAAGCCUCAUAAAGUGAGUGACAAAGUGGCAGAAGGCAUGCUUCAGUGUUUGGAGGAACUUUUGGGAAAGUGUCAUUUAGGAUCUGUGGAACAGAUGGUUGUAGUCCUUAAAAAAUUGACUUCUGGGGCUUUGCUUUCUCCAUCUGAUGCCUCAGAAGAAUUUCGUGAAGGAAUUAUUAAAUGUUUCAGGGCACUGCUUUUGAGUUUACAUCCAUGCUCUGAUAAGUCGUGUUCUUGUAAACAAACCUUUUGUUUUCAAACCGUUUUAGACGAUGUAGAUCUUAAAACUCUGCUGGGUAGAUCAUCAAAGCAUGAUUCAGAACCAGAGGAAUGUUUACUUGCAUUUCUCCGGUCCCAAAAUGCAUCAGCUGCCGUUGGGCAUUGGCUGUCUCUUCUUCUCAAAGCUGCAGACACUGAGGCUGCACGAGGACAUCGAGGCAGUGCAAAGCUUCGUGUUGAAGCCUUUUUGACACUACGUGCGCUUUUUGCCAAGGUUGGUACACCUGAUGCAUUAGCUUUCUUUUUACCUGGUGUUGUUAGUCAAAUCGCCAAAGUUUUGCAUGCUUCAAAAGGGAUGACCAGUGGGGCUGCUGGAAGUGCUGAAGCAAUUGAUCAAGCACUUCGAGGAUUGGCUGAGUUCCUUGUGAUAGUUCUGCAGGAUGAUGCUAAUAUGUCCAGCCUGGAUAUGUCCGUAGAUGUUAAAACUGUCAUUAGUUCAAACAAUAAUAUGUCCACACAAUCUUUUAUGGAGAAGCUCCGUUGCUUGCCAGUUAAAGCUCAGGGUCAUAGAGAAGUUGUUGCAGGAGAUUCAAAUGCUCAAAGGGUAAAAGCAACUACGCCUGAAUUCAAAUUCGAGAAGAAAAUGAAUUCGGGCAAGGACAUUGGAUCUUUUCGUGUUAAUCGUACAAAAGAUUGGAUUGAGAAAACUUCAGUUCACGUGGAUAAAUUAUUGGGUGCAACUUUUCCAAAUAUUUGCAUUCAUCCUGUGAAAAAGGUCAGAAAAGGGCUUGUUGCAGCCAUACUAGGACUUUUGUCAAACUGCAGCUACACACUGAAGCAGAGCAGAUUGAUGCUUCUGGAGACUUUGUGUGUUUUGGUUGUUGAUGACUCCGAAGAGGUAUCUGCAGCUGCACAAGAGUUCCUUGAAUAUUCCUUUUCAAGUGGAAAACAUCAAUUGGAACAUGAUCUUGCUGAGAUUUUUCACAGGCUCAUCGAUAAGCUUCCAAAAGUGGUGCUUGGAAGUGAGGACGUUCUUGCAAUUUCGCAUGCUCGGCAGUUACUUGUUAUAAUUUAUUACUCUGGUCCUCAGUUUGUCGUGGAGCAACUCCUCCAGUCCCCUGUAGCGGCAGCUCGUUUCUUGGACGUUUUUGCCCUAUGUUUGAGUCAGAAUUCAGUUUUUGCUGGUUCUCUUGACAAGCUUGUCACUGCAAGGCCAUCAUCAGUUGGAUAUCUUGAUUCUGUUGCUGAGCUAAAAGCUGGAGAUAAUUUCACCAAUGAUAUCCUGACUGUCUGGACUACUGCUCCUAAAAGUUCAAAGGUUGUCGCCAUUCAGGAAAAAGAUAUAUCAUAUCCAGAGCAAAAUGUGCAGAAGAGUUAUGAGCUUCCACGGAUGCCUCCUUGGUUUGUUUACAUUGGUGGCCAAAAGCUAUACCAAUCUCUUUCAGGAAUUCUUAGACUUGUAGGUUUAUCUUUAAUGGCAGACAUUAGAGGUGGAGUGCAUUUAUCACUUGUUACUGAAAUUCCUCUGGGUUACUUGCGCAAGUUGGUCUCUGAGGUUCGCCUGAAGGAAUUUAAUAAAGAGAGUUGGCACACUUGGUAUGAUAGAACCGGUUCAGGACAGUUACUACGCCAGGCUAGCACUGCAGCAUGUAUUCUAAAUGAGUUGAUAUUUGGUAUAUCUGAGCAGUCAAUCAAUUUUUUCACAAGGAUGUUUCAGAAAUCCAGGAUAAUGAAGAAAGAAGGUCAAGAGUUUGGUGAAGGGUUUUCUGAUGAUCAGCUUCAUAUGAUCAAAUGUCAAAUGCUUUCUGAAUCUACUUGGAAGGUUUCUCAGGAAAAGGGUGCAAGGAGUCACUUGAUCGAUUGCAUUGGUAGAAUCUUGCAUGAGUAUCUAUGUCCUGAAUUAUGGGAUCUUCCAAUAGAAUGCAACUCUUCCCUUGUAGAUCCUGAUCGGGAAGAUGAAGAUAUUAGUCUAUACUUCUUUCGUGACACAGCUAUGCUACAGCAGGUUAUUAUUGAAGGAAUAGGCAUCAUUAGUAUCUGCCUUGGGAAAGACUUUUCUUCAUGUGGAUUUCUUCAUUCCUCUCUCUAUCUGUUGCUAGAGAAUCUCAUUUCUUGGGAUUACAAUGUUAGAAGUGCUUCUGAUGCUGUACUACAUAUACUUGCUGUUACAUCAGGCUAUCCAACAGUUGGGUGCCUUGUAAUGGAAAAUGCAGAUUAUGUGAUUGAUUCAAUAUGUCGGCAGCUGCGUCACCUGGAUCUUAAUCCUCAUGUGCCUAAUGUGCUUGCUGCUAUGCUUUCCUAUCUUGGAGUAACUACGAAGAUAUUGCCUCUAUUGGAGGAGCCGAUGCGCUCUGUUUCACUGGAACUUGAAAUUCUUGGCAGGCAUCAGCACCCUGAAUUAACUGUUCCUUUUCUAAAGGCUGUUGCAGAGAUUGCCAAAGCAUCAAAGCAUGAGGCUUGUUCAUUACCCGCACAAGCAUACUCUUAUUGUGUGCAUGUUAAAUCUGUAAUUUCUGAUGCUGAAAAGAAAGAGAGAAGGGAUGGCAGGCACAUUUCAAAAUCACAAAAUAAAAAUGACAUUCAUGUUCCUCAGAUUGAAUCAGAAUUGGAAAACAUUUCAUUUAAGUUGAAUGACAUGAAGAGAUACAGACGAUCAGUUGGAUCCAUUGCUGGUUCGUGUAUUACUACUGUGAUCCCUCUACUAGCUUCUCAAAAGCAAGCAGCUACUUUGCUUGCCCUGGAUAUAGUUGAGCAUGGUGUAAUGGCACUGGCCAAAGUGGAAGAGGCUUACAGGCAUGAGAGAGAUACUAAAGAAGUAGUUGAAGAAGUGAUUCGUUCAAGUUCAUUAUAUCGCCUUCAAGAUACUCUUGAUGCCUCUGAUGAAGGGACUGAUGAGAAUAGGUUGCUUCCAGCAAUGAAUAAAAUAUGGCCCUUCUUGGUCGUUUGUAUUCAAAACAAAAACCCAGUGGCUGUUCGAAGAUGUUUGAGUGUGGUAAGCAAUGUUGUACAAAUCAGUGGAGGAGAUUUCUUUUCGCGCCGCUUCCAUAUGGAUGGUUCCCAUUUCUGGAAACUCUUGUCCACUUCACCAUUCCAUAGAAAGUCCAAUGUAAAAGAAGAUAGAAUCUCUUUACAACUCCCCUACAGAAGCAUUUCCAGUUCUUCAGAGGACUCUGUGGCUGAAACUUCCAAUCUGAAAGUCCAAGUUGCUGUGCUCAAUAUGAUUGCUGAUUUGUCCCGGAACAGAAGAAGUGCUUCAGCACUGGAAGUUGUUCUAAAGAAGGUCAGUGGUCUUGUGGUGGGGAUUGCUUGUAGUGGUGUUGUAGGGCUUCGCGAUGCAUCCAUCAAUGCCCUUCAUGGACUUGCUUGUAUUGACCCGGAUCUUGUUUGGCUUCUUCUAGCUGAUGUUUAUUACUCUAUGACAAAGAAAGACAAACCUUCACCACCCAUCUCAGAUUUCCCGGAGAUCGCAGAGAAUCUACCCCCACCGUUGUCUCCGAAGGAAUACCUUUAUGUGCAAUAUGGAGGGCAGAGUUAUGGUUUUGAUGUUGACUUCUCUUCUGUAGAAACUGUUUUCAAGAAACUGAUGCAUUUUCCGGAAUUUUCUUACCAAAUGUACCGUUAGUUAUUACACAAUUUGUGAAUAUAUAUAAUCUUUGAAAUUCUCAUUGCUAUUGAUUGUGUUCCUGUUUUUUUAUAGCAUAUUGUUUUUCCUUUAUUUUUUUAUUUUUUUGUGUUGUCCCUUUUUUUUCUCCCUGGCAAAUGAGCCUUGUAAUUUUGUGAAUAUAAAAUUACAGGCUUUUCUAUACACGGUUAAAAAAGUCAAUUGUAACACAUCCAAAUUGUGGCUCAGGAGUAGGUUCGUAUAUCAUAGAUGUUCAUAGAAAGAAAUACUGAAAAAUUUUCAUUUGGAUGAUUUUGUUUGUCAGAUAAUUUUUCAUACAAAAUAGUAUGCCUUGUUUGGCAUAGUAAAUGCUUAUUUACGUGUACUUUCUAAAAAGCUAGUCUUUAUUAAUUUGAGUUAGAAUGCAAGAAGCUGCUUUUGAAAAUCAAAAAUAUUUUUUGAAAAUUAGCUGAACAAUAUUAUAAAUAGCUUUAAGCCUUGAAAGUUAGAAGUAGCUGAUUCGAAACAGAGCCUAAGUAAUAAAAUAGGAGAGGAGGAAAGAUCAAAGAUAGAACACAAGCAUAGUACAAUUAUCCAAAUUUGAACAUCAAUAUAAACUCAUACAAUAAUUAGAGUUCGAAUUCCUAUAUUCCAAUAUAAAAUGAAGGUUGAGUUAUCAAUUUUUGAAGGAGAUGAAUAUGCAGAAAAUAAGGAUCAGAGCCAAAAGUCCAAGCAUCAUUUUGCUCAAACGUCUUUGGAAGGUAGGGACUAGAGAGAAAAAUAAAGUGGGAAAUAUAUUUCCAUUUAGAACAAUUACUUAGCUUUUUGCAAAAAGACGAAACAACCCUUCUACUAUAGGUUAGGUUAUUUGUACUUUACGAAUAUGGCAGGGACUGUUGGGGGAAAAGAGUAUUUUAAAGUUGGGGAACUGGGGCCGGAUACCAAAUAUUGUAUUCUUAAGAUGAUGUUUUGUAAAUAAAAUAAGUGAAUAUAGCGAGAAAACAGAAUUUGUUUUAAUAUCACAGCCUACUAAAUUACAUGAAAAAGUUGAUUGCGUUGGUUCAGUUCCAAAUUAUGGGGAGCGAUAGGAAAUCCGAGAAGAAGAAUAGGAAGAGAAGCUCUUAUUCAGCCUCCGAAGAAGAAGAUGAGGGCAGAAGCAAGAGGCAGAAAAGAAGCGUAGAAGACGAGGAGAGGAAACACAGGAGUGGUAAGAAAGACAAGGAAAGCUCUCAUAAGCACUCCAAAAGACGUCUUGCCCGUAAAGAGAAGAAAUCAAAGGAUAAGCAGAAAGAUAAACAUCGCAAGGGUGAUGGACACUUGUUUUCUGGGGUAAGGUCCUCUUGAAUGGCUUACUAGUUCCUUCCUUCCCAAUCAAUGCUAGCACCUUUGGGCAAGUAAAGAGAAUGCUUGGUAAUAGGACUGUAGGAGCUCAGUAGGUGGGCCGGUAGCAUGCAUGCCAAUGAUAGCUGUCCAACCCCUGUACCCUCCAGGGGUAGUUACAGAAGAACAAGUUCCUCUGACAGGGGAUGUUAAAGAAUUACAACUUCCACGAGCUGUCCAAUGAUGACUAUUUCUCAAAGAACAAUGAGUUUGCCACAUGGCUGAAAGAAGAAAAAGAUGUGUUUUUUUCUGACUUAUCAUCAGAGUCUGCCCGAGAAAUGUUUUCUGACUUUGUCAAGGCUUGGAACAACCAAACACUUGAAUCCCAAUAUUAUGAAGGCAUUGUAAGCGGACCCAGGAGUGCUCAUAAGUGGAAAUUCAAAGCAUGAAAGGCUGCAGCUUGUAAUCACUUUUGUUUUGCUUAUGGUUUUGUAUUUAGUGUACUUUUGGUCUAUUUAAUGUUACUUUCGUUCUAAUUAGUGUACUAUCUUUUGGUAUCUUCAAUUCAUAAGAGAAAAUCAAAAUCUCAAACAAUGAAAGAUACUUCUUAUUGAAUUAGUAAUAUUGACUAGUAUAUUCAAGUA